Molecule: messenger RNA, 1503 nt
Organism: Talaromyces stipitatus ATCC 10500
Lineage: Eukaryota; Fungi; Ascomycota; Eurotiomycetes; Eurotiales; Trichocomaceae
Product: PQ loop repeat protein
Exons: 3
Coding region: 100-1050 (316 amino acids)
Source: RefSeq, a predicted model, not a curated record
ACCUCAGCCAUCUCAUCUGAACUGAGCAAGUAUUCGCUUCUGUGAUGUUCUCUGGAUGCGGGAAGCUACAUCCUAAAAGAAAAUAUAUAACAUCACAAAAUGGGCUCGAUAUCCCCACAAUGCCGUGACCUUGAGCUGCCUCACUACAUGAACUUCAACUUCAUCUUAUCACUUCUCAUCCUCGUCGGAAUCCUGCUAUCAUAUCUGCCCCAACACAUUCGUAUCAUUCGGUUACGAAGCUCAUUCGGCUUAUCGCCCUACUUUGUCCUCCUUGGCACAACGUCGGGAACUGCUGCGUUCGCGAAUAUAUUAGUUCUUCCCCGGAGCGCGCAUGAUGCAGCCUGUUGUCGAGAAAUAUCGGGCGUGUCGUGUUUUGCGGGGUUGUUGGGUAUAUUUCAGGUGGGAGUACAGUGUUUAUCGUUCUAUGUUAUUCUUUUUCUGUUUCUGAUAUACUUUCCUCGUGCGACUUCCCUGGUCGACCCUACGACAUCUGCCGAAUCAGAGAACGAACGCAACGGCAAUGGUAACGCUGAUAUUGAAGACACCGACGAUAAACAACCGAGCUAUGCCACCGCUGUCGUCGUAGCACUCAUUUGUCUCGUUCACGCAGCAAUUGUGCUUAUUAUAUCACUUGUCGUUGCCCUGAAAUAUCCCGACCAUCUACAAGCCUGGGCCAAUAUCCUGGGUAUCAUGUCCGCCGUUCUCGCAUCCAUCCAAUACUUCCCACAAAUCUGGACCACAUUCCGACUACAAAAAGUCGGUAGUUUGAGUAUCCCCAUGAUGUGCAUUCAAACACCGGGUAGUCUGGUCUGGGCCGCAAGUCUGGCCCAAAGAUUGGGUGCUGAAGGCUGGAGUGCGUGGGGGGUAUACGUUAUUACUGCCCUGUUGCAAGGGACACUUCUUGUCAUGGGAGUUUACUUUGAGUACCUGGGACCAAAGAAAGAUCUCAUUGAACAUCCCUUUAUGGCUGACGAGACGCAGCCUGCAGCCGAGGAAGUGCAAGAUCAGCAAGCUACAGAGCAUACGCCUCUGUUAUCAGAGCAGCGUUAAUGCGAGGAUGCUUGAAUAUUCAUAUAGCUUUAUAGGGAGAUACAGCCAGACAAUAUAUCAAACAUAGUUCAUAGCAAACGAGAUCUGUUAUUCAUCAAACGCAAAUUUCAAUAUAUCACUGCCCCCUCGCACCACCCUGCUCCUCCGUCAAACUCCCCUCAUUCCCCUUCCAAAACCCUUUACUCACUUUCCCUUCAUCCGCAAUCUGAUUAUAAGGCCUAUCAUACCUCUGACUCAACUCCCGAUUGUGCUGUCUCACGUCUUCUGGUACAUCAUCUUUAGUAUUACCCUGCUCAUCGACAUUAGGCGAUUCCCGUCCUGAGCUUAGGGUUGGUCGAGCUUUGUUGGAGGGCUGCUUCUUGUGGUAUAGAUCAUCUUCUUGGGUUUGUUGUGACUGGGGUUUGGUGCCGGUACUGGCGGAUCCUUUGCUUGUGUCUGGGGGUGGAGGGCCUG